CUUGUCUUCAUUCUCACACGGAUGUGAAGAUGAGUAUCCAACCUGGAAACUGUACGGAGAUUCAAACAGAGUAAAACAACAGAUUGUGCCACUAACCUUGGGUAGUAGCGCAGUAAGAUGCCCAAAAGUGAGACCUGGUCAAGUGACCCUCGACUGGAGACGAUGAAUGGCAUGGAUAGUGCUGGCAGCUGUGACAGUGUUGUCAGUGCCAAUUCUCGGUUUAGCGAUGACAGUCUAGAGCACCUGUCUGCUGAAGAAAAAGCUUGUCUUAUGUUUUUGGAGGAGACUAUUGAGUCUUUGGAUACUGAGGAGGAUAGUGGACUUUCAAAUGAUGAACCUGACCAACUGCCUAGCUCUGGUAACUUGGCAACCAAACUGGCUGACCUGUCGGCCUCUAUGAGCAAAAGCAAACUCAAUAGCUCACAGGAACCUGCUUCUAAAGAACCCAUCAAGAAAAAUGUUGACAGUAAACCCAUGCAGAGCUACCUGGUACCUACCCCUCUUGUUGUAGCAAGCGGCUCUCUGCAUCCCAUUUCCAAACCAGUCACUCCUGCAGACAGAGCCAUCUUUUCUAAGUCUCAGUUGGUGCCCAAAAACAGCAAACCUGAACUCAAACAGAACCUGCAAUCUGAAGCUCCUGCUCUACCUUUAGAGGCUAAUGUUCCUUCCACAAAACCCAUGGACUCCUCAGUCAGGACAGCUGAGGGUCCUUUACCUAGAGGACCUCUAUCCUAUGAUGCAUUAGUUCAUUUGCGGAGAAAUGCUUCCACAAAGAAGACCCCUUUAUGUCCCACAGUUGAUCACACAAUAGAAUUGGCCAAGCACCGUUCUGCGCCAGUAGAAGGCCUGAACCUCACAAAUCUGCCAAGAUCUGACAAAUCCCACUCAGAGUUCCCCAAGUCUAAGACAAGCCCUCCAGCUGUGGCCCCUAAGCCUAAAAAGGUGCCCGCCUACAUACUUGUGAAAACCCAAAGUGAAGGACCCAUAACAACCGAUCUCUCAUGCAGUGCCAAACAUGCAGCAGAUCCACAGGCAGUGAGAAUGGAAGCUUUGCAGAAGCUUGGCCUCCUGAAAGAUGAAGAGACAGAGAAGGGCCCAUUGCCUCCUAAUAAAUCUGAUUCGUCUUUGGAUCCAGGGCCUCACAGUUCUACAAAAGGUCCGUCUCAUUGCAAUCCCUCAAAUAGUCCAUCAUUUUGUUCCUCUCAAGUACCCAAGAACAGGCUUCUGCAGAGCAGUGCCAAUUUCCAUCACCACUCCAGUCACGACCAGCAGCCUAUGCCAUCAUCACAUCAACCUGCUCAGUCUAGUGGGUUGAAGACAGCUGGUCUGGGGCGCUCUGCUAGCCUUGAAAGCUACACAAGCAGUGAAAACUGCCCUGAACUACAAGACAUCCCAGCAGCCAUGUCAGUGAAAACCACCUCUACAGCUGAGCAUGCACCCCACAAACCCUCAAACAUAGUAGGAUAUACUGUGAUGGUGGUGCCUGGGAUGGGAGCUGAUCGAAAAGAGGCUCUUCGAAAGCUAGGACUGCUCAAGGACUGAGCCUAGAAAACAACAAGAGUCUGCCUGAGUCAGUGAAGUGCUCAGAGGGAGUUAAAGGGUACCACCAGAUUAAAAAUAGUAACGCUAUAAAAAUGGAAAUAUGUCACGUGCUACUUUUGGAGAACCAAAGGGGAAGAAGAAAAUGAAGAAAAUACUUAAUUUAAAUGGCUUUUUUUUAGCACUUACAAUGAAGAUUAUACAGUAUUCACUCAGCCAAUUUAGGGAUGCUUUUUUUAAAUUCUAAUCCAUAUUACACUGAAUGCUCCAAUGGUAACUAAAAACAUGCCUUUGACAUUUCAGCCUACUAAAGUUUGACAUUUUUACUGCAAAUGGUCUGUCAAUGAAAUGUCAUCUUGUCAUAUUUGUUUGGGUGUGAUAGAAUGAAUAUCAUUUUGAUACACUAUCUAAUAAAGCACAACAGGGUACAAAAUUUGCCUAAUAGAGUGGAUGAGGCUGAGCCCAGAUCAGCUGAAUUUGUUUUAUUGUUUCAUAAU
Messenger RNA from Melanotaenia boesemani (Boeseman's rainbowfish), 2036 nucleotides. RefSeq lists its product as uncharacterized. The record is from RefSeq and is a predicted model, not a curated record. Bases 118 to 1542 code for a protein of 474 amino acids. The transcript is spliced from 4 exons. NCBI's taxonomy places the organism in Eukaryota, Metazoa, Chordata, Actinopteri, Atheriniformes, Melanotaeniidae.